Oryza brachyantha (malo sina) is the source of this 934-nucleotide messenger RNA. RefSeq lists its product as uncharacterized. The coding region runs from base 1 to 708 and encodes 235 amino acids. The record is from RefSeq and is a predicted model, not a curated record. Lineage: Eukaryota; Viridiplantae; Streptophyta; Magnoliopsida; Poales; Poaceae. The transcript has 4 exons.
AUGAUCCUUGCUGAUGAUGCUGUUUGGCAAAACAUUAUUAAGUCAAAUGAGAAGGCUAAGAAGUUCAUUAAAAACAAAUCCUUCCCUCUCCUUGAGUCUUUAGGAGAGCUCUACGAUGGACAAACUGCCGAGGGAAACAUGAAUUUCACCUCUAUUGAGCCAUGUCAACAUGCCAUUAUCACACAAGUGGACAAUGGCGAAGAAUACCUUGAGAGAAGUGAUGCAUUUCCAGAUCCGAAUUAUGUUGUUGAUGUUGAUAUGAGCACUCAAGUUCAAGAUCAUGAAGACGAUGGAAUGGAUCAAGAAACUCUACCAAGCCACAUUCAUACCUCCUCAAGAACAGAUGGAGAAAACAAUGUCAAGAAGAGAAAAUUUGCUCCGAGGAAAAGGGUCGACAAGAUUGCGAAUAAGGCUAAAAGAAAUGAUGUCAUUGAUAUGAUGGGAAGGUAUCUGGAGAUGAGAACAAAACAAUCUGAGGAGAAAGUUGCAGCUCUGUCCAAGGAGAGAGACGAGGCAAAGGAGGAGUCAAACAAAGUGGAUGAUUGCUCAAUAAAGAAUUGCAUAACUGUUGUAGAAAGGAUGGAAGAGCUAUCAACUGAAGAGAAAGUCAAAUCUUUUGGUGUUUUCAAGGAUGCUCAAAAUAGAGAGAUCUUCAUGAGUGCAGGACCUAUGACCCGUCUUAUGUGGUUAAGGACAAUGCUAGGGUGAUGGAGAUUGCAAGAUGACAUAUGCAAACAGGACUGGUACUUGGUCUAUUGAUCUGAAUGAACCAUGAUUAGUUAAUUUUGUCAUUACCAUAACCUGAAGUUGUACAGAUUGCAUCACGUUUUCUGUUGACUUGAUUGGAAAUGCAAUUAUUGUGAGAGUUGUUAUGAUGUAAUAGUCAUUCAUUAUCUCAGAACUAUGUAUGGAAGAGUUAGUUGGUUAAUGCUGA